AAAGGAACAUAACCGCGCCAAUGGAAAAAUCUCUUUAAAUUUUCGAAAAUUUCUCGCUGGUUUUCUUUUAUUUAGAAAAAGCACCCAUCUCAUCAUCUGAACCAAACUAGUUGCAACCUGGUGUAUACCAAUAUUUAAUGUUGUAAAAUUGUGGUCGUAAUCGGCUCGGAAGAUUUUUCUGGCCUUAAUAGUGAUUCUUAUUCAGUAGAGCUCCAUGAACGUAUCAAUACUAAGUGAAAGUGAGGUUGUUAGUUCUUAAGAAACUUUCCAUAUUUAGCCACUAAAAAAAGUUGAAUUUUCACACGGUGAAGAUAAAUGACUAUUCAAAAUGAACACAAUCAAAAAAGUGAUAAUUAGCUGUAAGGGAUUUUGUGCGCGAUUGUGUUCCACAAGAACGCUGGUUAGGUUAUUAAUUACUGUGACGAUUGUUUUAAUAGCUUGGAAUGAACUUUUCGUAUAUGAACUGCAUAAACUAUUUUGGAAAUCCAUCGAGUGUAAUUCAGGAAACUGCACCCGAAUACUACUCGUAGCAGAUCCUCAACUUCUCGGAGAAAAUUUUGAUAAGUCCAUCUACAAAUGGAUUGAGACUGCUGAUUCGGAUCGGUACGUAAGAAUGACAUACAAGCGAGCCUUGAAAUUUGCGAAACCCGAUAUAGUAUGCUUUCUGGGAGAUUUACUAGAUGAAGGAAGUGUUGCAACUAAUGACCAAUUUAAAAAUUAUGUGGAUAGGUUCAAUUCAAUUUUCCACAUCGAUGACAAUAUAAAGUUUGUUCACAUUCCUGGCGACAACGACAUCGGUGGUGAGAAUGGCGAAUAUAUAUCAAAUUCAAACAUUCGUCGCUUCGAAAUCGAAUUCAUGAACAACGAUAUUUUUGAUUAUCAAGAUCGAAUACGUUUUUUUAAGAUAAAUCGCAUGUUGUUGGAUAUUUCGAAUCCACAAGUUGAAACAAACAAGGAUCGCUUACGUAUUGCCGUUUCGCAUAUGCCCAUACUUUGGGCUGGCGGCCCAGUAUUGCGUAAUGUGUUAAAAGACAUCGAUCCGCAUGUUAUAUUUUCCGCCCAUUGGCAUGAUUCUCGAAUUUACAUUUAUCCGUCAUCUAGUCCAGGUUCUAGUCACUUCUAUGAGAGGCGUGUUGAAUAUUUUGCGUUAGAUUCAUUUAAAUCGCGUCAAGAAUAUUUAGAAAUUGCUGUACCAACAUCUUCUUAUCGAAUGGGAAAACUAAGGAUCGGAUAUGGAUUUGCUGUUAUAGAUAAUGGCAACGUUCUGCGCUAUACAGUUCUUUGGACUCUGAGCCGCUUCAUAUUUCUGGCAUUGUACUUAAUUUGGAUUGUUAUUGCGAUCAUCAUAAUAGUCAUUUUGAACGUAAGGCGAAGAUGCAUCUCAAAAAUAUUGAAACGAACUCACUACAACAGAAUCUCAGCACCUGAUUUUUGAUAUUGUAUUUAUUUCCUUUAAUAGCUUUAAGUAUAUAUGCUCUUGCAAACUACUUUUUAUAGAAAAGGUUAAGACCACGUAACUUUUCAAUGGUUUUUAAUGGAAACUAAAAGUAAACAAAAUGUUUGCUAUUACCCGUUGAAGGAGCAGAUCGAAAAACAUUUAGAUAUUCUUUUAAUUUUUUUUUUUUCUUAUUCUAAUUUACAAAUUCACUUUGGAAAAUCGCUAUCAAACACAUUUAAAACAGUAACAACUUUAUCAUUUAAUAUUCAGUAGCUUUGCAUCUUUUUUGCUAAACUUAGAAGUGCUUUAAGUCUUACUCUUUUAAUCAUACUUUAGGCUUUGAUCCAAUCGCGAAAAAUUCUGGUGAUAUAUAUCGCGGUAUAUCUUGCCGGCCAAAUAACUAGGGAACAAGUGCGCUAACUUGAAGCCUUAACAUUAUUUGGCGAAAACCAUCAAUUUCUCUAGACGUAGAUGUGUUCUAUCAGCAAAUCAAUGUUUAUUUUUGCCGUAACGAAAAGAAUUAUUAUAGCUACGCAACUGCUACAGGUACAACUUUGAAAAAUUACGUGGUUUCAAGUUUUCUCGACAAAGUGUAUAUCAUUUAAGAUUAAUUUCAAAAUCAAGUAUUUAAUUAAUGAUAUUACGUCCAUUUGCUUAAAAAACCCUUUAUGUUCUCGUUGAAUUCUGUAUGGAAAGGUAUGACAGUAUUACAACUAGAAUCAAAGUGAAAAGACGCUCAAUGGAAACGUGAUUUCCCACAGCAAUAUGGUAACUAGUAGCAACUACAGAUAUGUUCUGAAUGCGUAUAGAAAAUUUAAGUUCACCAGUAUGUCAAACCUACCCGGAGUUUUGGAAAGUUAUACUCCGUAUUUUACCCAUACAAAGAAAAUUAAACUAUAUGAUAGCCAUACAAAGAUUUCAUAGUGAUAUUGAAAAGAUGACUCCAAUUGUCAGGGUUUUAGAAGACAAUUUACAACAUUUGUUAUUAUAUCGAAAAUCUCAAGGGAUAUUGCAGUAUAUUUAUACUUAUUAUCUAGUAAACCUUGUAUUAAACUUAAGUAGAAUUUGCAAGCAAUAGGAUGAUGGUUUGUGUAAUGAUCGAGUUUUGUAUUUAUCGUAUUCUGUGUCGGUUUUUUACUAAUCAUGGAAUGUAUAUUAUAUAAUAUUUGAGAGUAAUAUAAUAUAUUUAAAAACAAUCAGUAUUAAUGACAGUAA
Molecule: messenger RNA, 2653 nt
Organism: Hermetia illucens (black soldier fly)
Lineage: Eukaryota; Metazoa; Arthropoda; Insecta; Diptera; Stratiomyidae
Gene: Mppe
Product: metallophosphoesterase 1 homolog
Exons: 6
Coding region: 329-1435 (368 amino acids)
Biological process (GO): GPI anchor biosynthetic process
Cellular component (GO): endoplasmic reticulum
Molecular function (GO): hydrolase activity
Source: RefSeq, a predicted model, not a curated record